CCACCUCAAGACAGCCAAUCAGAUUCUAGAAAUGGCCUCGUCUUGUUGACAACGCUGGCACUUCUUCCGGGCUGAUAAUGAGGGCCGCACCGGCGACAUGAGCUGAAAACUCCCAGAUAGCUGCAGUGUUUGUGACGUUCCAAAUACGACUACUGCUGGUCUUUGUUUACAAGAAGAUUCAUCACCUCAUCUAAGAAAUAACUGACACAGUGGGAAAGGCAAGAGGAAGCAAGUUAUCCUGCUAGCACUUUCAUCAAAGAAGAGGAGGCAUAUUAUAGCUUGAAUAACUCAAGAGGAGAGGGGGACUUCUAAGAGGGAAAAAGAGCUGAAGAGAGUGGAGUAAAGGACAAGAGACGUGAAAAAAUACGUGACGGACUGAGUCUGUCUUGCUCUUUCCACCCUCCCUUGUUUGUCUCAGUCACUCCUCCAUCAGGAUGAAGCUGAAGGAGGAUGUGCCUCCUAUUUUCCUGCACGUCUUUCGCUCUGUAGUUUGGGUCUACUCCUUCAUCACCUUUAUACCCUGGUACUUCCUGUCCGGAGCAGGGGCCAAUCAGACCCGUGCCAAAUGCAUCAAAGCGCGCUCAAUAACAGGGAAUCCAGCAGGGCCUUACCGUUCCAUCAACAGCCAGAAGCAGCUUGUUUCAGAACUCCAUGAUGGACUGGGAACUCUUGAUAAAGUGUUUGAGUAUGCAGUUAAACGCUUUCCUCAGAGAGACUGUGUCGGUACCCGAGAGGUUCUCAGCGAGGAAGAUGAAGUGCAACCCAAUGGCAAGGUCUUCAAGAAGGUGAUAUUAGGUGAAUAUAACUGGCUCUCAUAUGAGGAAACCUUUCAGUUGGUCCAGAGGUUUGGAAGUGGCCUGGCUGCCCUGGGUCAGAAGCCACAGUGUAACAUUGCUAUCUUCUGUGAGACUCGUGCCGAAUGGAUCAUAGCAGCACAGGCCUGCUUCAUGUACAACUUCCCAUUGGUGACUCUGUACUCCACUUUGGGAGGGGCAGCAAUAGCUCAUGGUCUGAAUGAGACAGAGGUCACACACAUCAUCACUAGUAAAGAUCUUCUGCAGAGUCGUCUCAAGGAAAUUCUGCUGGAGGUCCCUAGGCUGCAGCACAUUAUCAUUGUUGACCAGAAGCCCACCAGCUGGCCUGGCCUACCAAGAGGCAUUCUGGUCCACAACAUGUCCUCAGUGCAGGAACUGGGAGCAAAACCAGACAACAUGAGGGUGCAGCGGAGGCAGCCCCUUCCCAAAGAUAUCGCCGUGAUCAUGUACACUAGCGGUUCCACAGGCAUCCCCAAAGGAGUCAUGAUCUCUCACAGUAACAUCAUUGCUGGGGUAGCUGGAAUGGCUGAACGUAUCCCAAACUUGGAUGAGAAUGACACCUAUAUUGGUUAUCUGCCACUGGCACAUGUGUUGGAGCUCAGUGCUGAGCUGGUGUGUGUUUCUCAUGGCUGCCGCAUUGGAUACUCCUCACCGCAGACCCUUGCAGAUCAGUCGACCAAAAUUAAAAAAGGCAGUAAAGGAGAUUCCACUGUCCUGAAACCAACACUUAUGGCAGCUGUGCCGGAGAUCAUGGACCGUAUCUAUAAGAAUGUAAUGACUAAGGUGGAUGAGAUGAGUAGAGUGCAGAGGACUCUCUUUGUGCUAGCCUACAACUACAAAAUGGAGCAGAUCACUAAAGGAUAUAGCACUCCACUAUGUGAUCGUCUUGUUUUCAGGAAAGUGCGUUCUUUGCUGGGUGGGAAUACACGAGUGUUGCUCUCAGGAGGAGCUCCUCUAUCUGCUGCGACUCAACGUUUUAUGAACAUCUGUUUCUGUUGCCCAGUGGGACAGGGCUAUGGCCUCACAGAGACCUGUGGAGCGGGGACUAUUAGCGAUUUAUAUGAUUACAGUACAGGCCGAGUUGGAGCACCUCUGGUGUGUUCUGAGAUCAUGCUUAAGAACUGGGAGGAGGGUGGAUACUACAGUACUGACAGGCCCAAUCCUCGAGGGGAAAUUCUGAUUGGUGGACCGAAUGUUACUAUGGGUUACUAUAAGAACGAGGCAAAAAACAAGGAAGACUUUUUUGUGGACAAAAAAGGCCAGCGUUGGUUCUGCACAGGAGACAUUGGCGAAUUCCACCCUGACGGUUGUCUUAAAGUCAUAGAUCGUAAAAAGGACUUGGUGAAACUACAGGCAGGAGAGUAUGUAUCUUUGGGAAAAGUGGAAGCGGCUCUGAAAAACUGUCCCCUCAUCGACAACAUAUGUGCUUAUGCCAACAGUGAAGAGUCAUACGUAAUUGGCUUUGUGGUACCUAGUCAGAAGCAGCUACUGGCUCUUGCCAAGCAGAAGCAAGUGCGAGGGUCAUGGGAGGAAAUUUGUAACCACCCUGAUAUGGAGAAGGAGGUGCUGCGUGUCAUUACAGAAGCUGCUGCAAAUGCCAAACUGGAGCGUUUUGAGAUCCCGAAGAAAAUCCGUCUGAGUUCUGAGCCGUGGACUCCGGAGACAGGCCUGGUUACUGAUGCCUUCAAGCUCAAACGCAAGGAACUCAAAAGCCACUACCAGGAAGACAUUGAGAGGAUGUAUGGUGGCAAGUAAAAGAAGAAAGGGUCAAACAGUAGCAGGAAUUGGGUUAAUUCAAAGGAUUUAGGAUGAGAACAAAGCCAACAUAAUAUGAUUCCUAAUAUAUGUUCCUGCUUCUUUUGAAUAAACCUCUUAUAUAUAGGAACUUUUGAAUUAUUGUAAGGCAUUAACUGACCAAAACAAAAUCAAAGAUGGUGAGACGGUAAACAGGCAACUAAAUAUGUCUAAUCAGCAACAAUAACGCAAUUUUUGACCAGUGUUCUUCUAGUGGACUUCUAGAAGACGUACGUUUGUAUUAUAGACUAAGGAGACACCAGGACUUGGCAUGGAUCAUUUCAGGAACUAAUGAGAUGACUUUAAAUCUCAGACGUUGUAAUGGAUGAAGCAGCUCCAAAUAGGUGCAAGAAUUGUACAGAGUCAGAGUGUCCUGUUGGAUUUCUUAUAAAUGAAGUCAUAAGACUUAAUAGUGAGACUGUUGACAGGAACAAGGUAGCAUUAUACAGGGAAAAUGUUUUAAACUGUUGGUUCUGUUUCUUUCCAUUUGGUGAUUACUGGCAUCUGUGAAUUGAAGUCUCCAGAGAUUUCAGUGUGAAGGUCACUUAAUAUAUCAUAUUCUAUACAUGUGCUCUUUUUAAAAAAAAAAAAAAAAAAAAAAAAAAAAAUUCAAAGCACUCCUUGAUAUUUAGUGUUUUUGUUUUGUUCCUUGCACUUUUUUUCUCUGUCAUUCCUGUUUCCCUUUUGCUUCAGAGUGCAUUACAAAAAAUUACUGAUACUCUGGGAUUAAGUGGUCCUGACAAUGGCGUUAAUGAUUUACUGUAUCCUGCUCCUUGUAUAUAGUGCUCUAUUUUUGGCUUUCAUACCUUUUUAAUAGAUUAUUUAAAGCUCUCCACCAAUAUUACUACUCCAUUAGAUGUAUCUUAAAAAAGGGGUUUAGCUAACACCACCAAUAUGACUAUCUAUAAAUGGAAAUGAGUGGCAUAGAACUUGGCACUUAUGGCAUAUUCUACAGGAAUGGGCACAGUUGUGUAGUUUCACCUGUAUAACGUGUUCAUCAAAAGAUGGAUUCACUGAAACUGAAUUAGCAAAUUUAACCCAAGACCACCUUGUCACUCUUAUCUGUGAAGAAUUUUGGAUUAUCAAUUAAUCCAGACUUGAAGAACCCCACUGUACAGUGAUCGUUAAUUCUGUCUGUGACAGAGAAGUAUCACUCACAAAUUUUACACUUAUUAUAAUUCAAAAGUGGCUUCAUUGUCAAAACUUUCCUGUGUUGGGGAUUGUUUGACCUUGAUCUCAACAGUUAUUUGCAAGUGAGUUAUUUGCAUUAUUUUUCUCUCAUAAUUUGAAAAAUGACUGCUUACUGUAAAGUAAUAUUUUCUUCAAAUAACAAAUGCAUCAUUCAACAAGAGAAGUGUUGCCCAUUUUUUGUGGUGAAGUGUUAAAAUGAGGGGGGAAAAAUUAUUCUCCAUAUUUUAUAUGAAUUUGAUGUGAACAUUCCUUUUCAUGAAAAAAGACCAAGUAAAACGGAACUAACAGACUGCGAUUUCAUCAGAAGAAUAGUUGGGGGUUUCUGUAGAAUAUGCUUCAUACUAAUAUUCCAGGCAUCUUGUUAGUCAUAUUGGUGUUUAGGUUAAACCCAAUCUUUUAAGAUGGUAUUAUAUGUUCUGCCAAUUAUUGGUACUGUUACAGAAGAAAUACUUAAGCAAUGCUUCAUUAAGAAAUAAACCAGCAAGCUAACUCUUCACUCAACCUCAGAAAGGGGGUAUGUACAUAUGUCGGGAUGUAUGUGUGUUUUAUAUCUCCUUCUUAUUCUCCAAACUGGUCAGGCAUUUGAAUUAAUGCAUGUGGUGUUUGCCCCUCUCCAGUGUUUUGUCAUCUCUGAUUAUUUAGUUAUUGGGAUUCUGCUAAAAUCUGUUUCACAGGAUUAGUAAGAAGUGGGCAGGGAAUUUAUAAAGCUUUACAUUUGUGCAUAUAUCGUAUGCCUUUAGUCCAUAUUCCUUUAACAACAGCAGAAACAUAUUAGAUGAAUGUUUACAUGAGACAAGUAUGUGCAGCAGGUUCAUGCCUUUGCAGAAACAUUUGAAAGGCUUUGUUGAAACCGACUUUUAUAUUGAAUUCUUAUAUCUUGGUAUUGUCAUGGGUCUAGUUGGUAGUUUGUGUCGAAUAAAAGUGUAAAAUAAAUGUGCAAUAAAUAUUUGUUAUUUUAUUAUACACCUGUAAAUGCACACUGCUCACCACAGGAGCAUGAACCAACCUUCUGUUUAGACUUAUAAAGCCAUUUUAGUUAGAGUUCAUUGAUGACAUUUUAUGAUUCAAAUAUAGUAGUAAUAGAGACAGACAAUACUGCAAACGUUGUCCUUUGGAUGGGACAUUUUUUUUCUCUAAUGGUUUUUAUGACAUGAUUAAAUGUUAUUUUGUAUUUAGGUUAUACUACUUCUCUAAAAUUAGGUACAAUUUGGCUGUAUUUUCCUGUCAUAGCAGUAUACAUCCAAGGUGAACAUUUAAACUGUCAGUGCCCACAAAACCAAUGUGUACUGCAAUGUUUUGAAAACAAUAGUUUAAUUGUAUAUAAUAAUAGUUUAAGUAAGUGUCUUGUAUAUAUUAUCUGCCUUAACAUAAAAAAAGUACAUUUUUAGCUGGUUGUCCUGAAGUUGUGCAACCAGAUCCAUAGAAAGCAUGCGAUAUUUGAACUAAGCCUAAAAACAAAAACUGCCCAUCCAGUCCCCUACUUUCACUUCCCACUGCAUUUACAGUUGAAUAUACAGGACACUGUUUGCACUGUAGACAUAACAAUCUGAUUCUGGAACAUAAAAUGAUUACCUGAGAUUAUUACCUGGUAACCUGUGACACAUACAUGUUUCAUUUGGACAAGUAUUGAAAUGAGCAGAUUUGCACAUUUUGGGUGAAUUUUCUCCGAUUCAGCUGCAGACUUGAUCCAAAAGUCUGAUGCUCGUGUUUAAACCCAUAAACUGGUUAAGUGUGAUUGAAGAGAAAAUCUGGUUUGUAUUUACACUGCAAACUGAGAUGUUUAAAUCACAUCUGCUUUCCAUCUCCUUUUAUUUAUUUAUUUUCUUCUCUCUUUUUUUUUUUUUUUUUUUUUUUAAGAAACUGUAUAAUUGUGUUAGCCUGUGCAAAAGCAUGUAAAUGUACUCCAGGUCAUGCCUGGAUCCAGAAACCCAAUCCGAUUCCACGUGUUUAAACCUAUGGAAAAAAACAAAACAUGAAUCCAUAUGAGCUGAAAAGCUGAACUCUUGUUAUACACUCCAUUUAGUGAUCACACUAUAAAUAUCUCUUGCUUUUCUCCAGGAACAAUAAUCAUUUCCACUGCCAGAUGUAAACAUGUAAAAAAGAAAAAUUUUGGUGGUGGUGGGUUUUGUUUUUUUCUUGUCUUUGUUUCUUGGUUUUGAUUUGUUUUUGGGGGGGGGUGUUGAUUUAUUCUCGAGGUCUGUUUCUCGUUUAUGUGAAUGAAAUUACUGUGUAGCAGGUCUCUUCUACUUUUAUUUAUUUGGAAAUUUGCAUUGAAAGUGUGUAUAAGAAUAAAGGUUUGUGACUGUUUGAAA
Hemibagrus wyckioides is the source of this 6112-nucleotide messenger RNA. It is a transcript of the gene acsl3b, whose product is annotated as acyl-CoA synthetase long chain family member 3b. Bases 435 to 2570 code for a protein of 711 amino acids. The record is from RefSeq and is a predicted model, not a curated record. Gene Ontology annotation, cellular component: lipid droplet; endoplasmic reticulum; plasma membrane. Gene Ontology annotation, molecular function: long-chain fatty acid-CoA ligase activity. The transcript is spliced from 16 exons. NCBI's taxonomy places the organism in Eukaryota, Metazoa, Chordata, Actinopteri, Siluriformes, Bagridae. Gene Ontology annotation, biological process: long-chain fatty acid metabolic process; neuron differentiation; long-chain fatty-acyl-CoA metabolic process.